Messenger RNA from Rana temporaria (common frog), 2241 nucleotides. It is a transcript of the gene XKR7, whose product is annotated as XK related 7. The record is from RefSeq and is a predicted model, not a curated record. The coding region runs from base 160 to 1236 and encodes 358 amino acids. Gene Ontology annotation, cellular component: plasma membrane. Lineage: Eukaryota; Metazoa; Chordata; Amphibia; Anura; Ranidae. The transcript has 2 exons. Gene Ontology annotation, biological process: apoptotic process involved in development; engulfment of apoptotic cell; phosphatidylserine exposure on apoptotic cell surface.
UCCCGCUCUCUGGGUACCAGACCCCAGCAGAUUUAAUAUGAAAUAAACAGUUCACCUUGUUGUGUUUUCUAUUUUCUCUCCAGAUACCUGAGAGCGCUGUACCUGGGCCUGCAGAGCCGAUGGCAAUCCGAGCAGCAGAGCCGACACUUCUACUGGCGCAUGAUGUUCGAGAGUGCUGACAUCAGCAUGCUGCGACUCCUGGAGACCUUUCUGAAGAGCGCCCCCCAGCUGGUGCUGCAGCUCUGCAUCAUGGUGCAGCAAGGCCACGUCGAGCCCCUGCAGGGUCUGUCCGCCUCUGCCUCUCUGCUGUCUCUUGCCUGGAUGAUUGCUUCUUACCAGAAGGUCCUGAGGGAUUCCCGUGAUGAUAAGAUGCCCAUGUCCUACAAGGGGGCAGUGGUGCAGAUCCUGUGGCAUCUCUUCACCAUUGCGGCCCGAGCUUUGGCGUUCUCCCUCUUUGCUUCUGAGUUUCACCUGUACUUUGGCAUUUUCAUAGUGACCCACUGGUGUCUCAUGACCUUCUGGAUCAUCCAAGGGGAGACAGAUUUCUGCAUGUCUCGCUGGGAGGAGAUAAUCUACAACAUGGUGCUGGGUAUCAUCUACAUCUUCUGCUGGUUCAAUGUGCGAGAGGGUCGGACUCGCUGUAGGAUGACUUCGUACUACAUCAUAGUUCUGACCGAGAAUGUGGUUCUCACGGUUUUGUGGUAUUACAACCGUAAUAACUCCCCACUCGGUGACUUCUACGCGCUCCUCAUUGUUUGCUCAGUCUUCUGUAGCUUUGCUCUCGGCGUCUUCUUCAUGCUGCUCUACUACAGUCUCCUCCAUCCCAAUGGCCCGAUGUUUGGGCCAUCCAGCAGCAGCUGUGUCUUCACCGAGGGCCCUGAGGCUCCGCAGGCCCCUUUAUCAGAAGCCACAGAGAGCCUUCCCCGUACUUUGCCACGGACUACAGAACAUGAAAGGGACAUGGCACCGGGAGACAGGGACAGUUGCGGUCCAGUCUUCCAAGUGCGAUCUAGCAUUCCGCCAACGCCUGUGACGAGACUUCCACGGGCUCAAGGACCUGUCAUUCGUAUAGAUCUUCCACGUAAAAAGUACCCUGCCUGGGACGCUCAUUUUAUCGACCGGCGCCUUCGGAAGUCUAUAUUGGCUCUUGAAUAUACCUCUCCGGCCACUCCCCGCGUUCAGUAUCGUAGUCUAGGGACCUCACAAGAACUAACGGAGUAUGAAACCACAGUGUGACUUAUUCCAUGGGUAAUAGGGCACAGGAAAGACUGUGUGUAAUCAAACUGUGGAGUACGGCUAGUCAAUGAGCGGCUCUACACAGUUUGCAAGGGUCAAGUAGACGGUGGAACGGUCAGCUUCAGAGUAUAGAUAGCUCUGUAAAAUCAUGGGCUAUUCUACAGGUCAUUUGAAGUAAGGAUUUUGCAAAGGUUUGUAAUGCAGAAUACAAUAUCAGUUGGGCAGUAGGAUGGGAGCAUGGUCAGUCAAACACAACUGAACAUGGAGAAGGUGCUCCGAUGGGUCCAGAGGGUCUUCUAUCAGCAUAUAUCAGUCACAGCAGACCCAUCGGGGCUCUCUGAAGCCAUAAUUGUGGUAUCACUUGUUGUCUGUGAGCUCUGUAAAGAGUUAAGUCAAACCCAGACGCCCAACAAUUUUAUGGCAGUGGUUAGGCAGUAUUUCAAGACGGUUCAGGUGGGAAUGUACUUUGGUGAAAGAACGAGGGACUUCAGCCUAAGACCAGUGCUUGAAGCCCAGUUCCUGUACACUUGGUGCUACACAUUGCGGUAUGUGUUUUGGUAUAACUGGUGGCAUAUCGUCUGCAAGUGCUCACCCAGCGUCACUGUAGAUAGUGUCGUUUUGUGUAUACGGUUGUAAAUAACCAUUUCUAUUUAAAAAUUUGGAAACACGAGGAUCAGUGACUGUUUGCUUCUUAUGUAUAGCACAGUAUGAGCCACCACGUACACGGUUAUUGGCAAAACUGGCAAUAUAGUGAAUGAUUAUCAUAGUGCUUCCAAUUUAUUUCUUUUUUUCUUUGGGUUCAAUGUUUAUUUUAAAUUUUUUUAGGUCAACUUGGUACAGCACCCUAAAUAAUGAGUAUUCACUAAAUAUCAGAUCUUGGUUUUUAGAAGAGCAAAUGUACCCUCCAAACCGACAGUGUUUUCUAUUUUACCCAUUUAUUCAGUCGCUCCUUUAAUAUUGAAUGCAAAGCUCCGUGAGCACCAGUUCUUGGGCCCCGUACACACG